Desarmillaria tabescens is the source of this 1350-nucleotide messenger RNA. Its product is annotated as calcium/proton exchanger. The coding region runs from base 1 to 1350 and encodes 449 amino acids. Gene Ontology annotation, molecular function: calcium:proton antiporter activity. Gene Ontology annotation, cellular component: fungal-type vacuole membrane. Gene Ontology annotation, biological process: calcium ion transmembrane transport; intracellular calcium ion homeostasis. The record is from RefSeq and is a predicted model, not a curated record. The transcript has 14 exons. Lineage: Eukaryota; Fungi; Basidiomycota; Agaricomycetes; Agaricales; Physalacriaceae.
AUGUUCACACCGGAGAAAGUAAUUGGUCCAUCACCCGGAGUAUGGCAAAGUAUCAGAUCGAUAUUGUUGGCCUCGUGGCUUAAUCUCCUACUGCUGUUCAUCCCAGUAUCCGUGCGUCGUUAUCUAGAAAUACUCACGCGAUGUUCUCAUGCCGACAUACUUCUGGCCUUCGCCACCGAUGAACUCUCUAUGAGAGUUGGACAGACCCUAGCGGGACUUUUGAAUGCUACCCUCGUAGGUGCCAGUUAUACACCACCUCAUCUGCGUUUCUCAGGACUUUCAUCUUCAGGGAAACGCAUAAUAUCCCUUGUAAAAUGUGAACUUCAAAUCGUGCAGUCUUCACUGGUCGGUUCUAUUCUCAGUAACCUUCUUUUGGUUCUCGGCAUGUGUUUCUUCGCGGGAGGGAUCAAGUUCCAAGAACAAGGAUUUGGACAAAUGGCUACCCAGCUUAACUCUUCUCUACUUGCUAUCAGCGUCAUUGCCGUCCUCUUACCUGCUGCCUUCCACUUCUCAGUAGUCGGUGAUACUGAGAAUGACGAAGCCUCAGAUAUCCUGAAUGUUAGCCAUGGGUACCUGGAUUUAAUCCUAUGCAAAAGACUAAAGUCCGCACCAGUUUACAUCUCCUACUUGGUUUUCCAGCUCUUCUCUCAUGCUUCACUGUAUGCAGAUGAAGGUGAAGACUCGAUCAAAUCCACACGUUACGGAGCCAAGAAGCACAAGGCUGAACCACCAAUUGAAAUGCAGACACAAAAUAUUGGCACAGUUUCCUCUGCAACUAGCGCGACGAUUGCGCCUCGAAUAGAGCUUAGAGAUACUCAUGAUGUUGAAAAGAACUCCGCACAUUUGAAAGAAGAGGCCGAGCAACCCCAAUUGGGUCUAUGGGUCACCGUCGGACUACUAGCUCUUGUCACUGUGCUGGUCGCGGUUACGGCAGAAUGGUUAGUAGAUUCCAUCGACGGUAUGACGAACGGUGGUGCGAUCAGUAAAGAGUUUGUUGGAAUGAUUCUUCUUCCAAUCGUGGGAAAUGCUGCUGAGCAUGCCACUGCUGUGACAGUGUCAAUGAAAGAUAAGCUGAAUCUCAGUCUGAGUGUUGCUGUUGGAUCAAGCAUCCAAAUUGCCCUCUUCGUAAUCCCCUUUAUUGUGACUCUUGCGUGGAUAAUGGGCAAACCAUUGACAUUACUAUUUGAUCCCUACGAAUCUGUAGCCAUGUUUCUCGCAGUUCUAACUGUCAACUAUGUUGUGCAAGAUGGCAAAUCUAACUGGCUAGAGGGCAUGAUUCUAAUGUGUCUAUAUGUGAUCCUCGCCGUUACGUUCUGGUUCUAUCCAGGUAGGUCUUGUACCAUUCGAUAA